Corythoichthys intestinalis (scribbled pipefish) is the source of this 3115-nucleotide messenger RNA. RefSeq names its product GTP dependent ribosome recycling factor mitochondrial 2 (gene gfm2). Gene Ontology annotation, cellular component: mitochondrion. Bases 452 to 2539 code for a protein of 695 amino acids. The record is from RefSeq and is a predicted model, not a curated record. Gene Ontology annotation, molecular function: GTP binding; GTPase activity. Lineage: Eukaryota; Metazoa; Chordata; Actinopteri; Syngnathiformes; Syngnathidae. Gene Ontology annotation, biological process: ribosome disassembly; mitochondrial translation. The transcript has 20 exons.
AAAUUACCAAUAUCUACUUAGUAGUUUUACUUGCGGAAAGAUACGCAAUUUCCAUGUUCCAAGGGGUUCUUUUUCGGAGCAGUACCCAGAAAAAAUGUGACUUUUGACAAACUAAAAUGCUUCGUUUAGUUUAUGUUUACACCCAUGUUGUUUUGUGUAUAUGUAUGAACAAUUUCCAAUGGAAACAUUAUGUCAGUGCAGGUUUAAAUAACACGCAUUGCGAAGAAAGUCUGGGAGGUCAAACAGCUUAACAUGGCGACGACUUUGGACAUUUAAAUGAUGAUUUGGGUCAAGUAUUUCUUAGUACUGCGGCGCUGCAGGUGGACAGCGAGCAGGUUUGGAAAGAGAAAUUACAGCUUCAUUCCAGGUGACUCCCUGUUUUACAGAUGAUGUAAAAUCACUGCGAUCAGUUCCCAGCCCGGAUGUGUCCAAAAUCCGCAACAUCGGCAUCAUGGCACACAUCGAUGCGGGAAAGACAACGACGACGGAGAGGAUGCUCUACUACUCUGGCUACACCAGAGCGCUUGGAGAUGUGGAUGACGGUGACACGGUCACGGACUUCAUGGCCCAGGAGAGAGAACGCGGCAUCACCAUUCAGUCGGCGGCAGUCACGUUUGACUGGAAAGGCCACAGGAUCAAUUUGAUAGACACACCAGGUCACGUGGACUUCACUUUGGAGGUGGAGCGGGCUCUCCGGGUUCUGGAUGGAGCUGUCGCUGUCUUCGAUGCGUCGGCGGGGGUCGAGGCCCAGACAGUGACUGUGUGGAGGCAGGCUGAGAAGCAUCACGUCCCAUGUGUUUGCUUCCUGAACAAGAUGGAUAAGCCUGCAGCUAACCUCAGUUUCUCCUUGGAAAGCAUCAGACAGAAGUUGAAAGCCAAUCCGGUUCUCCUCCAGAUUCCCGUUGGGAGCGGCAGAAACUUCUUCGGUGUGGUCGACCUGUUGACCAAUCAGAGGCUGACGUGGAAGCCGACAGAUGACGGGCGCUCUUUUGAAAGCAGACCGCUCAGUGAAUCCAAGCAGGAAGAGGCGGAGCUACUUCGGGAAGUCCGCCAGGCCAGAACGGCUUUAAUUGAGCAGGUUGCAGAUUUGGAUGACGAGUUUGCCGAGUUGCUGCUGACUGACUUUAGUGACAAUUUUGACGCCGUUCCCUCCAUAAAACUCCGUGAAGCGGUGCGGCGGGUCACCCUGACUCGUAAAGGCGUUCCGGUUCUUUGCGGGAGUUCUUUGCGUAACAAAGGCGUUCAACCACUCUUGGAUGCCAUCACGGACUUCCUGCCAGCUCCUGACGAAAGGAGCCAUGACCUGUUGCGCUGGUACAAGGACGACUUGUGUGCUCUGGCCUUCAAAGUUCUCCACGAUAAGCAGCGCGGCCCGCUGGUCUUCCUUCGAAUCUACUCGGGAACGCUGAAAGCACAGACGGCUGUGCACAACAUCAACAGGAACACCACUGAGAGGAUGAGCAGACUGUUGGUGCCUUUUGCUGAUCAGCACGUGGAAAUUCCCUCCAUGACGGCGGGAAACAUCGCCCUGACUGUCGGACUUAAGCAGACGGUAACCGGCGACACCAUCGUUUCCUCCAAAGCGUCGGCCGCCGGCGCCAUCCGCCGUGCAGAGGCUGAGGGCCGGAAAGGUGCGGCUCUCUCCGGAGUCGAGGUCCCAGACCCGGUCUUCUUCUGCACCAUUGAGCCGCCCACCAUGGCUAAACAGGACGAUCUUGAGAACGCACUGAACAAUCUUCAGAGAGAAGACCCCAGUCUGAAAGUCCGGAUUGACCCGGAUUCCGGACAGACUAUUUUGUGCGGCAUGGGAGAACUGCACAUAGAGAUCAUUCACGAUCGUAUCCGAAGAGAGUACGGCAUCCAGACCCAUUUGGGCCCGCUGCAGGUGGCGUAUCGGGAGACCAUCCUCCAUGAGGCCUCCGCCACGGAGACACUUGACCGUUCAGUGGGUGAGAGGAGACACGUGGUGACGGUGGAACUUGUUGUCCGACCGGGUGACAGACAACCUGCUGGGUCACUUCGUGUGGAAUUCAUAAAGGAAGUUGCCGCUACCUUGUCGGAAGAUAUGAGGGAGGCAGUGGCAAACGGAGUACACAGCUCGUACCUCCAAGGUCCAUUAUUGGGCUACCCUCUCCAGGACGUUUCCACGCAGAUCCAGCGCGUCCACACGGAAGCCGGAACAUCUCCGGCCAUGGUUUCUGCCUGCGUGUCCCGUUGUAUGCUGAAGGCUCUCAGGCUGGCUGGUGGGCAGGUCCUGGAGCCUGUCAUGUCCAUGGAGGUGACGGUGGACGAGGAACAUCUGGGUGCUGUGUUAGGCGACCUGGCCCAGAGGAGGGGGACGGUCCGGGAUAUCCAGAGUAGGCAUGAAGACAAGGUGUUGCUGGCUAGUGUCCCGCUGGCAGAGACCAGAGGUUAUUCCACUGCCAUGCGAACACUGACCUCGGGGAAGGCAACCUUUUCCUUGGAGUUGGACACAUACGUGGCCAUGAACACACAGGAGCAGAACACACUUCUGAAGCGAAUGGCCGGCUUGCUAUGAUCGGAUGCAGAUUUGGAUCGACCGCAUGAUGACAAGAACUUUCUAAGACCCUGGACUUGAUUUUUUAAAAUGACCAUCCAUCCAUUCUGUAUGCUGCUAAUACUCAUUGAAAGAGUGUGUGGAGUGUGGGUAACUCAACACAACUCUCACUCCCAUUGACAGUUAUACAACUGGGAAUGCUGGCAUAGAAUGAUCAUGUAGCACUGCAAUUGACAGCAAGACGUUCAAUCUGACUGGAGCGAUUAUGAAAACAUCAUUGAAUAUAGCCCACACCAGAAGCUUAAAUUCAGCCUAAAUUCUGUUUCACUUCUAAGCUUCAAGACUAGAUGGAGCAAGUCACUUAAACAGUGCCUCUCCAUUAUUUCCAAUCAAUGUAGGAAACUGUCGAAUUUCUUUUAUCUUUUUACAUAAACCGUCAUGAAACAAAUCCAAUGUGAUCUUAGUUGUGAUUUUCUUGACGUUUUUGCGUUUGCUGAUAGUUUUCUCUCUGUUCUGCGGUUUUUUUUCAGUCGUGUAAAUAUUAGUUGUCCGAUAAUGACUUUUUAACCGAUAAUCCAAUAUUGUCCAACUUCGAAA